CAGAAAAGACAGAUGGCGGCGGUGACCAGAGGAUCCUUCAGCGCUCUCAGACUCCUGCUGACCCAACAGUACCGCCGGCGGUGUUUCCGGCCACAGAACCUCAGAUACAACAGGAACCUGCACCUGUCAGCCUCCAGAUGGGAUCGAUCCCUGCAGAUGGUCGGCGCCAGGGCGCUGCACACAGCCAUCGCGCGGCGAGGAGCCAUCGUCCAGUUCAAGCUGUCGGACAUCGGGGAGGGAAUCAUGGAGGUGACAGUAAAGGAAUGGUACGUCAAAGAAGGGGACAAAGUGUCCCAGUUCGACAGCAUCUGUGAAGUCCAGAGCGACAAAGCGUCCGUCACCAUCACCAGCCGCUAUGACGGAGUCAUCAGGAAACUCUACUACGAUGUGGACGGCACCGCGCUGGUGGGUAAACCACUGGUUGAUAUCGAGACGGAGUCUGGAUCGGAGCUGAACCAGGAGGAGGACGUGGUGGAGACGCCUGCCAUGGCCAGGGAGGAGCACACCCACCAGGAGAUCAAAGGUCAUAAGACCCAGGCCACGCCCGCCGUCAGGCGCCUCGCCAUGGAGAAUAAUAUUAAGCUCAGUGAGGUGGUGGGGACGGGCAAGGAUGGACGGAUCCUGAAGGAGGACAUCUUGAACUUCCUUGCAAAGCAGACUGGAGCCAUCCUACCUCCAGCUCCACAUUUCCAGGAGAUCCAGACCCCGGGCCCCGCCCCCACUGCUCCUGCUCCCAAGCCUGUGAGCACUCCAGUUGGAGUUAAACCUCCACCCACUGCCCCCAAACCUGUCUUCACUGGGAAGGAUGUAACAGAGCCACUCAAAGGUUUCCACAAAGCCAUGGUGAAGACCAUGACGGCAGCACUGAAGAUUCCUCAUUUCGGUUACUGUGACGAGGUGGACCUGAGCCGGCUGGUUCUUCUGAGAUCAGAACUAAAAGCCGUUGCUGAGAGACGAGGGGUCAAACUCAGCUACAUGCCCUUCUUCAUCAAGGCUGCCUCCCUCGGUCUGCUCCACUACCCGAUCCUGAACUCCUCGCUGGACGAAGGAUGCCAGAACAUCACCUACAAGGCGUCUCACAACAUCGGCCUGGCCAUGGACACCAGUCAGGGUCUGCUGGUCCCCAACGUGAAGAACGUUCAGCUGCUUAGCGUUUUCGAGAUCGCCCAGGAGCUGAACCGGCUGCAGACGCUGGGAGCUGCCGGUCAGCUGGGACAGGCGGAGCUGAUGGGAGGGACCUUCACGCUGUCCAACAUCGGAUCGAUCGGAGGGACGUAUGCCAAGCCUGUCAUUCUUCCUCCUGAGGUCGCCAUUGGAGCGCUGGGAAAAAUCCAGGUUCUGCCGCGGUUCGACAGUGAUGGUCAGGUGACCCGAGCUCACAUCAUGAAGGUCAGCUGGUCGGCGGAUCACCGCAUCAUCGACGGCGCCACCAUGUGUCGCUUCUCCAACCUUUGGAGGGAAUACCUGGAGAACCCAGCCAGCAUGGUCCUGGACCUUAAAUAGACACUUCUGUCCCGGGGAGGACCCACACGACACACGGUCCCGCCCCUCCAUCGCCUUCACUUCAUGUUUCUGUCUGAGGCCUUCCUGGCUGCCUCGUAGCUUCCUUGUUGCCUUUGAGCAGGACCCUGGGGGGUGGGGUUCAGCUGCUAGUCACUGGGUUACCAUGACGCCCAAACAUACGGUUUUAGAUACAGACAUAGAGCACCCGCCGUCAGUCUGAGCGGGGAGAUGAAAUCAGAAUUCCUGCUACGCCAUCAGCGGUACAGCACCACCUGCAUAGGACAUGAGUACCAGUCAACCUGAGAACAUCCUCGGGUCAUAGUUCUGAAGGUCUUGGACUUGUAUCUGGAUCCCUAAUCUAUUCUAUCUAUACAUUUUGGUUCUGUGGGUUCAAGUUUUGUAUCGGCUUAUUCUGGAUCUGUGUUUUCUAGACCGGCUCUUUAGAAGAAACAGAAACUGGUUCCGAACCAGUUCUGAACACGACAAAGAGUCAAAUGUACCUGUUGAAGUUCACUACUUGGUUCUCCAGAACAGAACGGGUCUGUAUUAGUCUUCCUAAGAAAAUUCCAGUUCGCCACAUGCCCGGACCAGCUGAUGUUUCAGGCUCCGCCCCCUUGUUCUGUUACACUGAAACUAACAGCUGGGGGUCAUGUGACCACAUGGAUUUGAGCAGAGGGGUCCAAAGUCAGUUCUGAAGGCUGGCGUCCUGCCUGUCUGAGGUAUUGUCCUGAUCCAGACAUAUGGUCCCCGCCUGCGAGGACCGGAGUUAAACCUCCUUGGAAUAAAACUGUUACAUCUGGUUUUCCCAGAACUCGCCAGAACCCAGACAUAAAUUAGGAAAGCAGCCAGAUCAUCUCUCAUCCUGAUGCAGAGCCCGGCUGUCGCCGCCCUGCUGGCCCCUGGGUGAAGCUCCUGCUGAAUGUUCCCUGCUGUUCUCCCAGGUUCCUGCUCUGUGUGGGUGGUAGCCUCUGAUAGAUGUAAGAUUUCUAUGUAUCCUGAG
Molecule: messenger RNA, 2503 nt
Organism: Cyprinodon variegatus (sheepshead minnow)
Lineage: Eukaryota; Metazoa; Chordata; Actinopteri; Cyprinodontiformes; Cyprinodontidae
Gene: dbt
Product: dihydrolipoamide branched chain transacylase E2
Exons: 11
Coding region: 13-1503 (496 amino acids)
Cellular component (GO): cytoplasm; mitochondrion
Molecular function (GO): lipoic acid binding; acetyltransferase activity
Source: RefSeq, a predicted model, not a curated record